Talaromyces proteolyticus is the source of this 1068-nucleotide messenger RNA. RefSeq lists its product as uncharacterized. The coding region runs from base 1 to 1068 and encodes 355 amino acids. Lineage: Eukaryota; Fungi; Ascomycota; Eurotiomycetes; Eurotiales; Trichocomaceae. The record is from RefSeq and is a predicted model, not a curated record. The transcript has a single exon.
AUGUGGUUGAUGACGAGAAUUUUCCUGUUGGUAGGCUUCCUCGCCGCGUUGAUCAUUGGGUGCGACGCCUGCGCCUGCACAACGACUACGCACACACCGGUACUCGUUCAUCAAUUUCCCAAUGGCACGUGGGCUGAAAAUAUUAUCGGCCUCGCGAACGGUUCGGUCUACACCACUUUAUUCAACACGCCUGAGCUCAUCCUCCUCGACCCAAUACAAUCCAACCCAGAUCCCAUCACCGCCGCCAAUAUCGCUACUAAAACCGGCUUACUGGGUGUAGCUCAACCUAGAAAUGAUAUUAUUACCGUUAUUGCUGGUAGUUUCACCUCAACUGCACCAAGCACGACAUCUGCUAUCAAUGGGUCUUACGCCAUCCUCGUCUUCACGAUUGACGUGGAGACUCCUAGUAUCCCGCCUGUACUCCGAGCAAAGUACCCAAUCCCGCAGGCAGGCUUCCUGGAUGGUCUCACAGCACUGCCUCUUGAUCCUCAUCAUGUCCUCGCUGGUGACUCCUUGAAAGGCGUCAUCUGGCGCAUCAACAUCGAUACGGGGGCAGUGGACUGUCCCAUUUCGGAUCCACUCCUCAAACAGGUGUCUGGAUCCAGCACGCCAGGUGUCAAUGGCCUCCAUGCCUCCCCCACGGAUCCCUACCUCUACUUUACCAACAGUGCAAUGGCUAUAUUUGGGCGCGUACUGAUCUCCUCGUCGGGCUCACAGCUUGCCUCGGCGGAAACUGUGGUUGCAGCCAGUGGUGAUAAUGCAUACGAUGAUUUCGCGAUCUCGCCUGACGGACAUUGGGCAUUCUUAUGCAACACCCCGCCUGAUGCAAUCAGCCUGGUAGAUAUUUGGAGUACGGCGUUCCCAACGACGGCGACAAUCGUCGCCGGUGGAAAUGGAGACACAAAUUUCGAUCACCCGGUUGGCGCAACGUUCGGACGGGGACCAGAGCAUAGCCAGCUAUUUAUUAGCACCGCGGGAGCGAUUGAGGGGCUAGGUGGAAAAACCGGUGGACAGGUAUUCAAGAUCGAUGUGAAAGAUUUAUUGGGCGAAACAUCGUGUCGUAUUUGA